Molecule: messenger RNA, 4088 nt
Organism: Onychomys torridus (southern grasshopper mouse)
Lineage: Eukaryota; Metazoa; Chordata; Mammalia; Rodentia; Cricetidae
Gene: Sbk1
Product: SH3 domain binding kinase 1
Exons: 4
Coding region: 596-1834 (412 amino acids)
Biological process (GO): peptidyl-threonine phosphorylation; peptidyl-serine phosphorylation
Molecular function (GO): ATP binding; protein serine/threonine kinase activity
Source: RefSeq, a predicted model, not a curated record
GCGGCGGGCGGGCAGGUACGCGCCGGCGGGAGGCGGAGCCGCGAGGCCGCGAUGGAGCGCAGCCCGGGCGGGCGCCGGCGCUGGAGCCCGAGCACCGGGCGGAGCGGGAGCCGAAGCCGAAGCCGCAGCCACAGCCCGCGCCAGGCCGGGGCAGGGGCCCGCAGGGCCGGGCUGCUUGCAGCGGCGGCGCCCGAGCCCCCCAGCGGCUGAGCGGUGACCUCCAGCCCCGCUCGCGGUUACCGGGACCCAGCGCGCGGCGACCGCUCCGACCCGGGCCCCCUAAGAUCUGCUUGCCACAACCGCACACCUCAAGACACAGAGCGACCCAGGUUCGGGGCCGUAGCCCUCCCUGCUGCUCCGGCACACAGGGAGCCCCAAACCCUAGGACAGCGCGAUCAGAGCCUCUUGCCAACAAGAAGCCGCGGGCACCCCAAAGCCCCGGGACCCGGGCGACCGAGCCCCUUGUGACGCCCUUCGCGUCCCGGCUCAUGGUGGUGGUGGUGCCCUGAGCCCCUCUCGGGCCGGGCUGACGAAGAUCGACACGGCGCCCAGACCCCCUGCCGCGGCUUCCCCGCGGCCCCAGCCCAGGGAGAAGAUGAGCAUGGGCUGCCCUGAGCCUGAACCGCUCCACUCCCUGCCUUGCUGUGGGCCGGGGGCUGCCCCUGUACCAGGAGCAGGUGUGCCUCUCCUCACAGAGGACAUGCAGGCGCUGACUCUGCGCACGCUGGCUGCCAGCGAUGUCACCAAGCACUAUGAGCUUGUCCGGGAGCUUGGUAAAGGGACCUAUGGGAAGGUGGACCUGGUGGCUUACAAGGGCACAGGCACCAAAAUGGCCCUGAAAUUUGUGAAUAAGAGCAAGACAAAGCUGAAGAAUUUCCUGCGUGAAGUGAGCAUCACCAACAGCCUGUCAUCCAGCCCCUUCAUCAUCAAGGUCUUUGAUGUGGUCUUCGAGACUGAGGAAUGCUAUGUCUUUGCCCAGGAGUACGCACCUGCUGGGGACCUGUUUGACAUCAUCCCUCCCCAGGUGGGGCUCCCCGAGGACACGGUGAAGCGCUGUGUGCAGCAGCUGGGGCUGGCUCUGGACUUCAUGCACAGCAGGCAGCUGGUGCACCGCGACAUCAAGCCUGAGAACGUGCUGCUGUUUGACCGGGAGUGCCGGCGUGUGAAGCUGGCCGACUUCGGCAUGACGCGGCGCGUGGGCUGCCGGGUGAAGCGUGUGAGCGGUACUAUACCCUACACAGCGCCCGAGGUGUGUCAGGCGGGCCGUGCCGAUGGCUUCGCGGUGGACACGGGCGUGGAUGUGUGGGCUUUCGGCGUGCUUAUCUUCUGUGUGCUCACCGGCAACUUCCCGUGGGAGGCCGCGUCGGGCGCCGAUGCCUUCUUCGAGGAGUUCGUGCGCUGGCAGCGGGGUCGCCUGCCGGGGCUGCCAUCGCAGUGGCGCCGCUUCACCGAGCCUGCGCUGCGCAUGUUCCAGCGGCUGCUAGCCCUGGAGCCCGAGCGGCGCGGGCCGGCCAAGGAGGUCUUCCGCUUCCUCAAGCACGAGCUCACGUCUGAGCUUCGGCGGCGGCCGUCGCACCGCGCACGCAAGCCGCCCGGGGACCGCCUGCCCGGGCCCCUUCGCCUCGAGGCUCCUGCACCGCUCAAGCGCACCGUGCUCACCGAGAGCGGCAGCGGCUCGAGGUCUUCGCCACCCAGCGUGGUGCCCGUGCCGGUGCCCGUGCCCGUACCCGAGGCCGGUCUGGCUCCGCCCGCACCCCCGGGCAGGACCGACGGCCGUGCAGACAAGAGCAAAGGGCAGGUGGUGCUGGCCACGGCCAUCGAGAUCUGUGUCUGAGCUGCUGAGAACAGCACAGCCGCUGCGGGAAGCCGCGUGUGCUCCGACCUGUGCUGGGGACAAGGAGCAGCCGCUGCGCGGCGGGAGGGAGUAGCGUAGACUAGGAGGCCCAGACACCCCGGUCGGUGGUGGGCUGGUGACAUAGCUAGCAGAUGACCGUGUGUGUGGCCGGCCUCAGCCCAGAGGAGCCGAGGCCCCUGACAGAGGCUGGUAGCUUGUGGGCCAGACUAAGCUCUGGAACCUGGACACUCCUGGAGCUUCACACCCUUGGCAGAUCACCCUACAAUCUUCCAUUCAAACCUGGGCACAGAAAGGGGGCUAUGGUGUUGGGCAGAGAUGGGCAUGAGACCCUUAGAAACUGGGCACUGGGUUGACAACAGAGGUGCCCAGGAGGUCAGAGGGAGAGAGGGCAAGCCCCCUAAAUGUAGCAAAAGUUGUGUGCAGGAACAGACCUGAAUAUUAGCGAUACCCCCUCACCUCCUCCUGCUGAUGGGGACUUGGAACCCAGAAGGGAGAGCCAUUAUUGCAGCCACGGAGGCCACUGGGAACAGAACUCCAGUAGGUGGUCCUCUUGGGGGUAGGGCAGCAGAUGGCAGGAGGCUUGGCACUCCUGUGUCCCCAGGGCAAGGGAGUGCGUUUACAGCCCAGCUGCCCCUUUCCCAGGUGUCUGUCAGAGUCACAUGUAUAAGCCGCAGUUGUAGGCCAGUACCCUUUUAGGGGAGGAGCACAUGCAUGGACGGGACAGGAAGUCGUUGAAGUGAGUGUGAUGUGUGUCUGGUGACUUGAGUGUCCAGACACCUCACCAGGCAGCUGUCAAGAGCCAGGCCUGUGUUUUACCACACUCCUCAGGGAACCCCAGGAGACACCUGCUGUUGGCUCAGGUUCCUAGGCAGCAAAACAGGACUUCACCUUGCCCUGGCUCUCCCUUGGGACCCCUACUCAAUAGGAGGCUUAAGGAACCCCGUAAUAACCUCAACACAGGGGGGCUGCGCCUUCUGCCUGGCACUACCCCACUGACCAGCCUGGGCUGCCUCUCCUGGGGUCCCUCCAAAAGUUCUGGGUCAUUCUAGGAGGCUGGCUGGUUAGCUACACCCCUCAGCCUGGAGCCCCCACCUCUACGCACCCCCUCACUCCCACCACAAAGGGCUAUAGGUCUCCCUGCCCUGCCUGAGUCCAGUUUACAAACUGUGGUUGCUCCAGGGCCUGGUCCCACUUUCCUGGGGUGCCACCACUUCCCUAGUGGACACAGGGCCCACAUAUGCCAGGUAAGUAGCAAACCCUCCUGCCAAGAGCUGAAUCUCAGAAGGCCCCCAUCACUGCCCUGGCCCACCUGGGGCCAUUAGGCCCUCCUUCCCAGCCGCUACUUCUCUUGCCUUAGGCCUGUCCACCCUGAUCUGCAAUAACAAGGAAGCGAGAUUCCACAGUAGACAUCCCGCAUCCCGCGUGCGCCCUCUCUGUUGAGAUCCUGUGUGGGAGGCCUCUCCCUUGUAGUAUCUAGGAUGGUAGUCCUCAGAAGAGACUGUAGGUACGUAGCCCAGCCCCGUUGAUCAGAGGCGGCAGCCAGCCUGGCCCUGAACCAGACUCAGGCUGCCGUCCUUGGAACUGUUCCUGUCAUUUGGGUUGGGACCCUUUGCCCCUUAGGAGAGGUGUUGGUUACAGAUGUUUACCUCAGUUUGUCACUGUUGAAGAAACAAAUAAUAAUAGCAAAAAAAUUAAUAACAUCGUAGACAUGGAGACUUAGAAGACAAAAUCCACAGAAGAAACCUCCCCCUUUGCAAUUUUUCUGUGAAGGUAUAGUUUGUUUAUGUACGCACACAUAUGUGCGUGUCUGUCUCACCCCAGGGCAGGCCAGAUCAUCUACUGACACCUGUCCCAGCCUGUGUGUCCCUCACACUGCCCCUGUCCUUUGGUGCUUCCCAGGGGCCCCUUUGAGCUGGCUUGUGGGGUGCAGGGGAGCUCCCUGGAUAGGAAGUGGGGCCUUCAGUUAGUUAGAGGUCUCCCACCAGAUCCUGUGAACAGAGCCCUGUGACUAUGAUGCUCCCUGAGCUCAGCACAGUGCUGGUGGCUGGCGUCUGUCCAAGUCUGGGGCAGGGCCUGGCUUGAACCCAAGCCCCAGAGCCUCACUCCUGUUUUGCCUCCCCCACCCCAUGUGUUUGUAAAUACUCUGGCAUCCUUUGGCCCUGAGGAGGUUUUUAAAUGUGUUAUUUACUUCUCUAACUAUGACAAUUGCUAUAAAAUAAAAAUUUAGAAAAAG